This is a messenger RNA of Oryctolagus cuniculus (rabbit), 562 nucleotides long. The record is from RefSeq and is a predicted model, not a curated record. Lineage: Eukaryota; Metazoa; Chordata; Mammalia; Lagomorpha; Leporidae.
GAUAAAGCCCGUGUCCUGUGGCUCUCCGCAAGAUGAGCACGCCUUGUCUCGUGUAGCGCCUUGCGAAGGCUCGAGGCGAGAACGCGCGGUCACCUGGGUCCCACCAGACCGCGUGCCUGAAGCUGCAGCAGGAAGACUGGGACCUCCAGGAAAAAACUGUAUCCAACAAUUCAAAAAUGGCAGAAGUGAAGUCAAUGUUCCGCGAAGUUCUUCCAAAACAAGGGCAGUUGUCUGUGGAAGAUGUAACCACAAUGGUGCUGUGUAAACCAAAACUUUUGCCCUUAAAAUCUCUGACUCUGGAAAAACUGGAGAAAAUGCAGCAAGCAGCACAGGAUACAGUUCGCCAACAAGAAAUGGCAGAGAAACAACGGCAAAUAACACACUAAUAACCUACCACUUUAGGGAACUAGGAAUCACCCUAGCUUACCUACUAUUCAGUAGUAACUAGAAAAUAAUCUGGAUCUGUAAACUGAAAAGUAUUUGUUAAUAAAACUGAUAUUCAUAGAAAUACUUGUAUUGGUAUUGGUAUUUCUAAAUAAAGACCUAUAUUGGUGAAUUUAAA